AUGAUCGACUGCGGUAAAGUUUCAGUUGCUGGAGGACUAUUCAUUUACUGUGUAAUUCUAAUGGGUUUACACUUAAAGAUAGAGCCAUCUUAUCCGAGAGACAGUAGUCACGUGACAUCGUCUGCACCAUACUCCCGACAACUCAUCGUUCUUUCGCACUCAAGGAGUGGUUCGUCCUUGACCGGUGACGUCAUACAACAGGAUGUCCAAUCGUUUUACGUGUUUGAGCCACUCCACGCGCUGGAGAGUAUGCUGAGUAACAAUAUGACAUCAAUGCAACUACUUAAUGGGGACACCGUGAAGAUUACCCAUGAUACGUUUAUUGCAAGGUCUUUAGCUGUCCUUGAAGCCUAUAUGACAUGUAACUUCCGGUCUCUGGACUACAGAACUCUCACCGACGGUUUACAGUGGAUGAGUCAUAAACAUGCGUCAUUUUUAACCUGUGUAGACAAAGAAUCAAACAAUAAAAUCCCGAGAGAACAAGCUGCUGCCAAAUGUCUGAGAAUUCUCGAAUUGGCGUGCCAAACGUCGCGUUUCAUCGUGAUUAAAACAGUGAGAAUAACUAUGGCGGACCUCAGUGGUCUGAUGGAGACGUAUCCUAGCUUACAUGUACUACACCUGGUACGGGACCCGAGAGCAGUGUUGUACUCAAAAAGUAAAUUUGGAGUGAACCUAAACGAAAACACACAUUCUAUUGCAAAAUUUGAGUGUGAAUCAACAACACGGGACAUUGAUACAGCCGAGAGAUUUAGAACAAAGUUCCAUAAUAGAAUGAACUCUUUAUACUACGAGACUCUAGCUGCGCGACCCCUGGAAACUUCCGAGAGGUUGUAUAAAAUUUACGGACUAAGUUAUACGGAACGAAUUCGUUACCAUAUCGAUUCUAUCACAAGAGCUGGACGGAAAACUGGAUGUUCAGUGUUCAAUGGAUUGUGUUUGGAAAGCAGAAAUUCUUCUGGUAAUAUCUACACAUGGAAAAGGCAACUCAGUAGGAGGAUUGUUAAUAUUAUCGAUAUAAAUUGUAAAGGUUUGUAUAAUAAAACGAACCAUUUCUAUAAGAGCAUGACACUUAAGAGAAACUAA
Messenger RNA from Ylistrum balloti, 1083 nucleotides. RefSeq names its product carbohydrate sulfotransferase 1-like. NCBI's taxonomy places the organism in Eukaryota, Metazoa, Mollusca, Bivalvia, Pectinida, Pectinidae. Bases 1 to 1083 code for a protein of 360 amino acids. The record is from RefSeq and is a predicted model, not a curated record. The transcript is spliced from 4 exons. Gene Ontology annotation, molecular function: N-acetylglucosamine 6-O-sulfotransferase activity. Gene Ontology annotation, biological process: N-acetylglucosamine metabolic process; sulfur compound metabolic process.